Messenger RNA from Symphalangus syndactylus (siamang), 5441 nucleotides. RefSeq names its product zinc finger protein 496 (gene ZNF496). Gene Ontology annotation, molecular function: DNA-binding transcription factor activity, RNA polymerase II-specific; RNA polymerase II cis-regulatory region sequence-specific DNA binding. Gene Ontology annotation, biological process: regulation of transcription by RNA polymerase II. The record is from RefSeq and is a predicted model, not a curated record. NCBI's taxonomy places the organism in Eukaryota, Metazoa, Chordata, Mammalia, Primates, Hylobatidae.
GGGAGCCGGAGGGCUCCGGCCUUUCCUUUUCUCGGCGUCCGGCGGGCUCCCGCGGCGGCCAGGCCUGCGCCGCCCGCCAACAGGGACGCGCCGCGGCGGCGCCUCCAUUUGCCCCGGAGCCGAGCCGUGGCUUUCCGGAUGAUCGGGAGACGCGGUCUGGACGGGCCGGGAAAGGAGCCGGGCGCCUGCGGAGACCCCGCCUCAGCGAGUACGCCCGGCCGGGCGGGCUGGGAGGAUGAGGACGGCUGCCCUGGACUUCCGCCGCCACAGGAGGGCUUUCGGCCGGACGCCGGGAGGGAGCUCCAGGCUGUGAGGCGUCUCCUCCGAGCCUCCGACGCGCCAGGUGCCGCCGUGACAAAGACGGACGCUGCCAUCUGGUUGGAGACGAUCCGAGUGGCAGCCCGGGUGGGCGCCGGUGCUCCGGGGGGCGGACCUGAGUAGUCCUGGGCGCUGCAGCUCCAUUUGUAAAGGUCUUAAGGACAAGAACAGCGACUUCGGCCCCAGAGCUUCAAGAUAGUGGCCUGCCUGGCCUGCCCAUCUUGGGUCUCUCCAGGAGGACCCAGCCACUCAAGGGUCGUCUUCUGCUGCUGACCCCCAUCAAAUCCCAUCAUGCCCACAGCCCUGUGCCCCCGAGUCUUGGCUCCGAAGGAGAGUGAGGAGCCCAGGAAAAUGAGGAGCCCACCUGGAGAGAACCCUAGCCCCCAGGGGGAGCUUCCCAGCCCCGAGUCCUCUCGGCGCCUCUUCCGCCGUUUCCGCUACCAGGAGGCGGCGGGCCCCCGGGAGGCCCUGCAGCGCCUCUGGGACCUGUGCCGGGGCUGGCUGCGGCCUGAGAGGCACACCAAGGAGCAGAUUCUGGAGCUGCUGGUGCUGGAGCAGUUCCUGGCCAUCCUUCCCCGGGAGAUCCAGAGCUGGGUGCGGGCACAGGAGCCUGAGAGCGGAGAGCAGGCUGUGGCCGCGGUGGAGGCACUGGAACGGGAGCCCGGGAGACCCUGGCAGUGGCUCAAGCACUGUGAAGACCCCGUGGUGAUUGAUGAUGGGGACAGCCCUCUGGACCAGGAGCAGGAGCAGCUGCCGGUAGAGCCCCACAGCAACCUUGCAAAGAGCCAAGAUGCCCAGCCCAUAGCCCUGGCACAGUGCCUGGGGCUCCCAAGCAGACCACCAGGCCAGCUCAGCGGGGACCCAGUUCUGCAAGAUGCUUUCCUUCUUCAGGAAGAGAAUGUGCGGGACACACAGCAGGUGACCACCCUCCAGCUACCCCCGAAUCGGGUUUCUCCAUUCAAGGACAUGAUUUUAUGCUUCUCUGAAGAGGAUUGGUCCCUUCUAGAUCCUGCCCAGACUGGCUUCUAUGGAGAGUUCAUCAUUGGGGAGGAUUACGGAGUCUCAGUACCUCCAAACGACCUAGCUGCCCAGCCAGAUCUCUCCCAGGGAGGGGAAAAUGAGCCACGCGUUCCAGAGUUGCAGGAUCUCCAGGGCAAAGAAGUGCCCCAGGUCUCCUACUUGGACUCUCCAAGUCUCCAGCCAUUCCAGGUAGAAGAAAGAAGGAAACGUGAGGAGCUGCAGGUGCCAGAGUUCCAGGCCUGCCCACAGACGGUGGUGCCUCAAACCACCUACCCAGCUGGCGGCAACGCGCGAUCUCUAGAGAACAGCCUGGACGAAGAAGUGACCAUCGAGAUUGUUCUGUCCAGCUCUGGGGACGAGGACUCCCAGCACGGUCCGUACUGCACAGAAGAGCUGGGGAGCCCCACAGAGAAGCAGCGCAGCCUCCCCGCCUCCCACCGGAGCAGCGCCGAGGGUGGGGGCGAGGUGCAGACCUCCAAGAAGUCCUACGUGUGUCCGAACUGUGGGAAAAUCUUCCGCUGGAGGGUCAACUUCAUCCGGCACCUGCGGAGCCGCAGGGAGCAGGAGAAGCCGCACGAGUGCUCGGUGUGCGGGGAGCUGUUCAGUGACAGCGAGGACCUGGAUGGGCACCUAGAGAGCCACGAGGCCCAGAAGCCUUACCGGUGUGGUGCCUGCGGGAAGAGUUUCCGCCUCAACUCCCACCUGCUCUCCCACCGGCGGAUACACCUGCAGCCGGACAGACUCCAGCCGGUGGAGAAGAGACAGCAGGAGGCAUCCGAGGACGCGGACAAGGGUCCCAAAGAGCCGCUGGAAAACGGCAAGGCCAAACUGAGCUUCCAGUGCUGUGACUGUGGGAAGGCCUUCCAGCGGCACGACCACCUGGCUCGGCACCGCAGCCACUUCCACCUGAAGGACAAAGCCCGGCCCUUCCAGUGCCGGUACUGCGUCAAGAGCUUCACGCAGAACUAUGACCUCCUCCGCCACGAGCGCCUGCACAUGAAGCGCCGUUCCAAGCAGGCUCUGAACUCCUACUGAGUCUCCCCGCCUGGGGCGGCCUCACCCUGGCUGGUGCUGCCCCCUCACCUUGGUACUGAUCAGCGCCUCCACCCAGGACGCACCUUCCCCAGCAUAGAGAGCACACCUCCCUCCUGUCCUUGCUCUCAGGUAGCGUUCCGGUGGUGCCAUGGGAGCACUCUCCCUCCCCCAGGUAAUGAAAGAGUGGCCAAGUGAGUGUUCUCUUUCUGCUGUGCCAAAAAACGGGGGAAUGUGCCACCACCAGGUUGGACAUGCCAGGUGUUCUGCGUCUUAGAGACCCUUGACCCAUGCUCCCCAAGCUCGGGGAAUAACCCCGUCAGGGUGGCACCCUGGUCACCAGCCAAACCUCAGUAUACUCCCUCCCUUCCUUCCCUGUCUGAACGCUAGGAUCUGCUCCUGAAGCUCCAGGGUGCCUGCACUUCCACUGAGAAGCUGCUGGCGGGUACUGGACUGGAGGAAGGAAGAAGGCAGGGUGGGACUGAUGGGCUCAGUGGGGAGCAGGGCCAGCCACACUGAGACAGACAUGUCAUGUCUGAGCCCCAGAUUCGUGGCCAUCAGGCAGCAGCACCCCGCAGAUCCGAGAUGAUCAGGCAGCCCUUUUGGGCUGGCAUCUGUGGCAGGGGUCUGCAGAGCUCCUUCUUGAGGUUUGGAAACAGUCAUCAUACCUGUUCAUUGUCCUGGGGGCCAGUUACUAGGGAUCUGGAGCUCACCAAAAACAAAGCUUACAUUUUAAUUUGUGUUGCACACCCACCCCAUAAUGUCUUUAUACCCCAAAGAUCCUUGGUAAAUGCUUGUGGGUUGGAAGCUGAGCUGUCAUCGUUUAAAAGGCACUUAAGUCCCUUCUUCCAAUCUGUCCUGUCUAGGAAUGUGGAGCUCUGCCUCCAGUGAGGGGUUCUCCUGUCUGGGUGAGCCAAGCUCCAGAACAGAACCUUCCCCGACAUCACACUUUAUAUAUACAUUAGCUUGGGGUGCUGGUGUGUCCAUUUUCUAGGUCUGUUGUAACGAAGUACCAAACACUGGCUGGCUUAGAUCAACAGGAGUGUAUUCUCUGACAGUUCUGGGAGCUGCAUGUCCAAGAUCAGGGUGUCUUCAGAGUUGGUGCCUUCUGAGAGCUGUGAGGGAGAAGCGGCUUCGUGCCUUUGCUGGCAGUUGCCAUUCCUUGGUGUGUGGAAGCGUCACCCAGUCUCUGCCUUCAUCUCCACCUGGCACUCUUGGUGUGUGCGUGUCUGUCUCCAAACCUCCCUUUGUUUAAGGACACCAGUCAUAUCGGAUUAGAGCCCAUCCCACCGCCUCCAGUAUAACCUCAUCUGUAUCCGCAGCAACUGUUUACCAAUAAGGUCACAUUCUGAGGUACUAGAGGUUGGAACUUCAACAUUGGAAUUUGAAAGGGACAGCAUUCAGCCCACAACUCCAGAUAAACGUGAGGUAUGCUGUCAUUCCUAAUUUACAGAUGAGUCAGUACAAACUUGAGUGAGCUUGCUCACAAUUCCAUCAAAGGCAGGGUUCAGCAUUCAGGGCAGGUGUCCUCUGCAUGGAAGAAUCUUACUCAAUAGCCCUAAACGCUGACAAAUUCCCCUCCCUCCCUGAUGGGGGCUGGGCAGGCCAGCUGGAGCUGUGUCUCCUGCUGGGAUUCUGGACUGACAGUGACAGUAGGUAGUGAAACCUCAAGCAAUUUAAAACAUGGUGUUGUUCCUGGAAGACUGGUUAUGUUGGCUAGGGUCAGCAAGAGAGGGCAUCAAGGCGGUAGUCUAGCAGUGACUUAAUCUGCAAGUCAAACCAGAUGGGUAUUUUGUAUUAUUCAUAUGUCACACCCUACCAACAGACAGUAAGCCAGGCAAAGCUCCUGGUGCUCCUUGUCACUCACGUAAUUUUCACAUCAAGAAAACUCUGGGCUGGGCGCAGUGGCUCACACCUGUAAUCCCAGCACUUUGGGAAACCGAGGUGGGUGGAUCGCCUAGCUCGGUGACACCAGCCUGGGCCACAUGGCAAAACCCCGUCUCUACCAAAAAUACAAAAAAUUAGCUGGGUGUGGUGUUGCACGUUUGCGGUCCCAGCUACUCUGGAGGCUGAGGUGGGAGGAUUGCUUGAGUCUGGGAGGCAGAAGUUGCAGUAAGCCGAGAUUGCGCCACUGCACAAGCUAGGUGACAGAAUGAGACUCUCUCAAAAAUAAUUAAAAAGCCUCUGCCCCAACCUCGUUAAAAGAUUUUAUAACCACAACUACUGUUUCUGUGUAGAUGCAUCUGCAUGCCCAGGAGCAGUAAAUGCAAUAAAAUCAUUUGGUUAUACUUUGAACACAAAAUAAACGGUUGAGGCUUUUACUUUCUAAAUAGUUUGUCUCUUGUAUCAACAUAUCUGGAAAAGGGAGAAAUCCAAUUUUUAAGGCCAAGGGAGGGGAAAAUUGCAAGCAGAAGCCAGGCUCUCUGUGCACGUUUACCCCACCUACCUGUGUGCUCCUGCCUGUCCUGAGGAUUCUCUCCGUCGCUCUGAGGGCUUGGGAAGGUUAUUCGCCUUCCUGCUUCAGAUGUCUGACUCAGAGAAGAACACUGUUCUGCUUACCAGAGUGUUUCUGUGUAAAACCACAUCAUGAAGGAGAAAGCGACAGAGGGAAUGUGAGGGGACCAGAAGCCACAGGGAGGCUGUCUCGAGUCCCCGCCACCGAUCCAGAGCCAACCAGGGCACCUCAGGAAAUGGAAGGCCACAUUGCCUCUGGAUUUGGAAAUCCUCCUGGGUAAUGUAACUGAAAGCCAGGUUGAUGCCAUGCAGUAGGAGCAGCAGGGGGAACCUGCCAACCCUCCAGCCCAACACCCUUCACCACAGUGGUGGAGGAGGCUGCACCCAGGAGAUCUGUGUCUCCCUUUUGGCCACUGAUACCUUUGGCCUUAUCUGACAACAGCUACCCCUCAGUCCUUCCCUCCCACCCCAGGGGCUGGGCAGCUGGCUGGAGCUUUGUGUCCAUCUCGCUCUGGAGGUUGAGACCCCCAUCUGAGCAGCAUCCUCCCUCUUCAUUCCUCUGAUCCCUUGGCAUUGCCACAAACCCACAGGUGCAUAAUAAACGCUUGCUGAGUCAA